AUGGGUGCCGCAGCAAUGGCUGCCAAGGAAGUCGUGGCCGAGAAUCUCUGCGGCUGGCUCGACGAGGCUGGCAACGACCCAGGGCUACCAGAGGCCACCACAAAGAGCCUCUGCUCGCUUCUGUGGAGUUUGUCCCAGGCACUGCACCCUCAGGAAGCAUUGACCUGGAUCCACAAGGCCCUACCUUUCCUGGGCCGGCUCGGCUGCAUGUCCAAGGGCUGGUUGGCCUUAUCAGCCUGCUACCGCCAGCUGGGAGACUCCACCAACGCGCGGCGGUGUCUCGAGACAGCUCUUACCCACGACCGCAAUGACCCAACGGCCAGCAUGCUGCUUCUCGCAGACGCAGCUGUGCGUGGAGAGAGCUCUGUGGUGCGGGGCCUGGCAGAUCGCGUGGCGAAGAGGGAGUUGAAGCUGGGUGUCCAGGAGGUGGCCUUCGCUGUGUCCGAGCUCCGGUGA
Molecule: messenger RNA, 456 nt
Organism: Symbiodinium natans
Lineage: Eukaryota; Dinophyceae; Suessiales; Symbiodiniaceae
Source: the annotation of a GenBank genome assembly